This is a messenger RNA of Topomyia yanbarensis, 1089 nucleotides long. RefSeq lists its product as uncharacterized. Gene Ontology annotation, molecular function: nucleic acid binding. Gene Ontology annotation, biological process: DNA integration. The record is from RefSeq and is a predicted model, not a curated record. Lineage: Eukaryota; Metazoa; Arthropoda; Insecta; Diptera; Culicidae. Bases 1 to 1089 code for a protein of 362 amino acids. The transcript has a single exon.
AUGAAACGACUCCAAUUACGAAACCAGCAGCGUACUCACAGUGGACUCCGGGAAAAAAAACCGUUUAGCAGAGUUCAUGCUGACUUCUUCUAUCUGAACCAUAAAACAUUUCUGGUAAUCGUAGACAGCUACACAAAGUGGAUCGAGCUGGAAUACAUGAGGUUUAGCACGGAUUGUAAACAUGUCAUCAAAGUUUUUCUCAACAUAUUCGCUAGGUAUGGGUUACCUGAUGUCCUAGUGACGGAUGGCGGACCACCUUUCAACUCAUUGGAUUUUGUUGACUUUUUUAUAAAACAAGGAGUGCAUGUGAUGAAAAGUCCGCCAUAUCACCCUGAAAGCAAUGGACAGGCCGAGCGUAUGGUUCGGUUAGUGAAGGACGUUUUUAAGAAAUUUUUGAUAGAUCCUGAAAUCAAGAAACUGGAGACUGAAUUGCAAAUUUCUUAUUUCCUUUUGAAUUAUAGGAACACUUGUCUAGAGGACGAUGGUCGUUUCCCAUCUGAAAGACUCCUUUCAUACAAACCCAAAACGCUAUUGGAUUUGAUUAAUCCCAAGUCUAAUUUCAAACACAAUUCAGAAGUAAGGCAUGAUGAAAUUUCGCCCGCCAAUUCAGCAACUACUGAAAGUUUUAAUGAUCAGUUCGUUGAUCUUAAGUGCGGUGACCUGAUCUACUACAAAAACGCUAACAGAAGUGAUAUAAGACGAUGGUUACCAGCAACUUUUCUCAAACGAAUUUCUACAACUAUUUUUCAGAUUUCGCUAGGUGGCAGGCUGAUUGCGGCACACAGACAGCAGCUAAAAGUUUCUAAUGCUUCUGGCCAGCAAACGGGUCCAAGUUUUGAUUUUAGUGGACAAAAUAUGCAGACCAAUUCGAAGAACCGCAGAAAAGAUGGCGAUGGCGAAAAUUCCGGAGACGUCUCCGAACAGGAGCCUGAUUUUUAUGGAUUCCCGGCGGAAUCUUUCAUUUUUGGAGGAGAACCUUCGAUCGAACAACAAUUAAAUUGUCAUGAAAAUAACCAGCAGUCAGAUAUAGUCAGAAGAUCAAAUCGAAUCGCUAAGCAGAAGCGUAAACGGGAUUUCUUGUACUAUUAG